Telopea speciosissima is the source of this 3078-nucleotide messenger RNA. Its product is annotated as type IV inositol polyphosphate 5-phosphatase 7-like. The record is from RefSeq and is a predicted model, not a curated record. Gene Ontology annotation, biological process: phosphatidylinositol dephosphorylation. Gene Ontology annotation, molecular function: inositol-polyphosphate 5-phosphatase activity; phosphatidylinositol-3,4,5-trisphosphate 5-phosphatase activity; phosphatidylinositol-4,5-bisphosphate 5-phosphatase activity. The transcript is spliced from 15 exons. Bases 478 to 2154 code for a protein of 558 amino acids. NCBI's taxonomy places the organism in Eukaryota, Viridiplantae, Streptophyta, Magnoliopsida, Proteales, Proteaceae.
UAGAUUGUUUGACUGAGAAAACUAGAAAUCCAGAGAAACAGGGAGCUCAGGUCUUCCCUUUGAUCCUUAAUUAUCUUUUGGGGAGAACCCAUUAAUAGGGGUUCUUUUCCUCUAUUCAUUGAGCUUACGCUUUAAGCUUGUUUUGUUCUUCUCUCAUAGUCUUCCGUGCAUCCAUUUAAUCUGUCACGUCCCCUGUUUAGCCUGUACUAUCUGAUUCUACAGUUGCUUGUAGAGCUAUUUUUCGUUUGUUCUGGGCGUACACCUGAAGCACCUUCAGACCCAUUUCUUUUCAUGCCUGCUUUUUCUUCUCUCAUCUUCCGGAGAUCGGAGAUGUGAGCUCUGAGGAUGCACAGCAGUGGACUUAUUUCUGGAUCCAUUGUAGACAGAACCGAGAAUACUGAAGUAACAGAAAUAACAGAACAAGGAGACUUAUAAUAUUUUCUAAGCUGGAGAGCUGUAUGAAGAAUUAUUGAAACAAUGAGAGAUGGAAACCCGAAGAAAAGCAAGCUCUCAUGGUCCAAGACUCUGGUUAGGAAAUGGUUCAAUAUCAAGAGUAAAGCUGAAGACUUUCACGCUGAUGAUAUUGUUUACGAAGAUGGUGAUGAAGAACCGAGGAGCAGUUUUUCAGAGAGGGAGCCAUACACGAUCAAGAAAAGCAAAACAGAGAGAUUGAACAAGAGCUGUGAUAGGGUCCGUCGGGGAAAGAUUGAUCUCGAUGCUGCUCCAGUUACAGAUGUUCAGAACUAUAGGAUCUUUGUAGCUACAUGGAAUGUGGGUGGAAAAUCACCACCUAGUUAUUUGAAUCUUGAAGAUUGGCUUCAUACUUCACCUCCUGCAGAUAUUUACGUUCUUGGAUUUCAAGAAAUUGUUCCCCUGAAUGCUGGGAACGUUUUGGGAGCAGAAGACAAUGGCCCUGCCAGGAAGUGGCUGGCUCUCAUCCGAAAGACUCUUAACAAUAUUCCUGGCACUAGUAGCAGUGCUGGUUGCUACACGCCUUCCCCAAUUCCUGAUCCAAUUGUAGAAUUAGAUGCAGAUUUUGAAGGUUCAACGAGACAGAAGGCCUCUUCUUUCUUCCACCGCCGGUCAUUCCAGUCUUUGAGUCGUAGCAUGAGAAUGGACAAUGACAUCUCAACCCCGCAACCCCGGCUUGAUCGAAGAUUCAGUGUUUGUGAUCGAGUUAUUUUUGGUCACAGGCCGAGUGAUUAUGAUCCCAAUUUCAGAUGGGGUUCAUCCGAUGAUGAGAAUGGGCCUACGGAUUCCCCGAGUACCAUGUUCUCACCAAUGUCCUAUGGUGGUUCCACAUCCAUGGAGGACAGGGAGAGACCAUCUGGGUACUCAAGGUACUGCCUCGUUGCAAGUAAGCAAAUGGUUGGGAUAUUUCUCACGAUAUGGGUGAAGAGCGACCUGAGGGAUGAUGUACGCAAUAUGAAAGUUUCUUGUGUGGGUAGGGGAUUGAUGGGUUAUCUUGGAAACAAGGGCUCAAUCUCAAUCAGCAUGUCUGUACACCAAACAAGCUUCUGCUUCGUCUGUAGUCAUUUAACCUCCGGACAGAAGGAAGGUGAUGAGCUAAGGAGGAACUCUGAUGUCAUGGAGAUCCUGAGGAAGACAAGGUUUCCACGUGUUCAUGGAGUAGGGGAUGAGAAAUCCCCUGAAACAAUCUUUGAUCAUGAUCGAAUUAUAUGGCUUGGGGAUUUGAAUUACCGAAUUGCUCUAUCUUAUCGCUCUGCAAAGGCGCUUGUGGAGAUGCACAACUGGAGGGCAUUACUAGAAAAUGAUCAGCUUCGGAUAGAGCAGAGAAGAGGUCGUGUAUUUGAAGGAUGGAAUGAGGGGAAGAUAUAUUUUCCACCCACCUACAAAUAUUCAACCAAUUCAGAUAGAUAUGCUGGGGAUGACAUGCACCCUAAAGAGAAGCGACGAACACCUGCAUGGUGUGAUCGCAUCUUGUGGUAUGGAAGGGGCCUCCAUCAAUUAUCAUAUGUUCGUGGAGAGUCUAGAUUCUCAGAUCAUAGACCAGUUUAUAGCAUUUUCUCAGCUGAAGUCGAGUCCAUCAACCGUUGCCGUAUUAAGAAAAGCAUGAGUUGUUCUAGUUCCAGAAUUGAGGUAGAAGAGUUGCUACCACACUCACAUGGAUAUACAGAACUUAGUUUCUUUUGACUGCUACAAGGCACAAAUAAAGACCCACAUUCGAGAAAUUAUGGAGUUCUCUACGUUGAGAAGAGACAGUUUUGUGCUUGCGAAUGCUUCCAUUUUAUGGAUUCAAACAAUCUUCGAAGAAUUGAAGACUCUAAUUAUUGUUUUUUUCUUCUCAAGGCUUUCAAGAAAUCAUCGGAUCCAGCUAAUGAAUUCUCAUCAAUCUUUGAAUUUUAAACAUGGAAUGUUUCAACCAGUCAGUAGCAAAGAAACCCUCUUUGUAUCGAAGAGCGUCACAGAUGUUUCUGUCCCCCACAAGCUAGAAAAGAUGUACUUUAUAUUUUGUAGUUUUGCUGGUAUCCAUUCAAGCCCAGUACACAAGGCAGUUUACAAUGUUUUUUGUCAGAAAGAAUAUAGUUUGCCAAAAUACUUGGAUGGUAAUAGUUGUUUUUGGAUCCUCUUAAGAUGAGGACAACCAAGUGGGUAUUGAGUUCUUAUCAGGAUAGAGACAAAACUUGAUUGCCCAAUUGAGAUGGUGAAAGUGGCUAGAGUUUGUUAAGAGGAUUAUUUGAUUCUUUUUAUGUGCAUAUUUUUGUUUUAAUCUUUUGAGGAGAAUGAGUUUAUUCUUUUUGUAAGGAAAAAAACAAUGGAAGUUGAUAUUCCGGCGGAAAGCAGAUAAAAUUGGAGGAGGAGGUGGAGGAUGGAUCAAAAUAAUCAUUUUUUGAGUAGUUUUGGGGUUGGGGGGGGGGGGUUCUUUUUGGUCAGUUUUAAUUAUUAUUUUGAAGUCCAUACAGAGAAAGAGAGAGAGAGAUGGGAUGGGAGUGUGGAGAUGUGACAGAGAACAUUCAUGGACUCAUCAUGGUGGUGUAGGGAUGUAAUAUAAGAAAGAAAUGAAAAAGAAAUAGAAAGAGGAUUAGAGGAAAGAAAGAAAUUUGAUGGUUGGCUCUA